This is a messenger RNA of Acyrthosiphon pisum (pea aphid), 1068 nucleotides long. RefSeq names its product KRAB-A domain-containing protein 2-like. The record is from RefSeq and is a predicted model, not a curated record. Gene Ontology annotation, biological process: DNA integration. Gene Ontology annotation, molecular function: nucleic acid binding. The transcript has 6 exons. Lineage: Eukaryota; Metazoa; Arthropoda; Insecta; Hemiptera; Aphididae. Bases 1 to 1068 code for a protein of 355 amino acids.
AUGGUUAAUACUAGAAAUAAGAAAACGAGGCAUGAAUACUAUCUUUUGGAAAAAUUUUAUGUUUUGAAUAUCGCUGAAAAACAGUACUUGAUUAGAAAACAAAAGAACAGAAACAACGAGGAAAUUAAGUAUAUAGUUGUUUAUGAAGAAUUUUAUGAAAGGGUAAAUGAUUAUCAUAUUCGAACUGGUCAUGGGGGAAAUGUCAAGAUGCGAAUGGCUGUAGCCAAUAAGUACAAUAUUCCAAGACCCGCGAUUGAAAUUUUUUUAUCAACAUGUGCGAUAUGUAAUUGUAAAAAAAACAUGAACCGUAAAUUAGUCAUUAAACCAAUUAUCAGUAAAAAUUUUAAUGAAAGAGGACAAGUAGAUCUGGUAGAUUUUCAGUCACUUCCUGAUGGGAAAUUCAAAUGGAUACUGAAUUACCAAGAUCAUAGGACUAAAUUCUUAUCUUUACGUCCUCUCGAGUCUAAACGCGCAUCUGAAAGCGAUAACGGUAGGGAAUUUGUUAAUUCUAUUAUCAUUGAACUGAAAGAACUUUGGCCAGAUUGCGUUCACGGUCGACCCAGACACCCGCAGAGCCAGGGAAGUAUCGAGAGAAGCAACCAAGACAUAGAAAAUAUGUUAAGGGCUUGGAUGAAAGAUAACAAAACAAAAAAAUGGUCAAUUGGACUACAAUUUGUUCAAUUUCAAAAAAAUAGUUCUCAUCAUCGUGUGAUUGAAUGUUGUAUGGAACCGGACUCCGUCGAAGCAAUUUUAUGUAAUUUAUGUGAGAACAAUAUAAAAAUUAAGGAAGCACGUCAUCUAGGAGCUAUAGGAAUAGAAAAGCAGGCCGAAAAAAUGUUACAAGAUAGUAAGAUCAAAAUAUCAACAUUUAAAGUUGGAGAUUGUGUUGUAAUCCCGAUUCCAAAGGUGGAUAGAGGUCCUCCAUACCCAGCUAACAUUAUUGGCGUAGUGAUUGACCAAAAAAAUUACCACAUAGGAACUGAACAUGGCAUACUAAAAGGUUGGUAUGGUUCUGGAAUUAUACAACCAGCCACAUCAAAUUUCAUUGACUUAAAAAUAAUAAUUUAA